UGUAUUCUGAAAAAACAGAGGAGUAUUAUCACACAGAGAAAAGGAGUGCUAAUUAACGAGCACAUUUACAGAUAAAAUAACCUUUAGAUGUAUUACCUUGUAUUAUUUUACUAUUUUAAUAUGGAUUCUUAUUCACUUAUUUUUGUGUACCCCCCUUAAGGAGAUCACUCUGUGAAUUACUGUUCUAUUAAUUCAACAAGUGUUAAUGGUGAAUGGUUUGCUUAAGCAAUCCUGAAAAUACGGCUAGAAUUCAACUGUGAGUCGGCGCAAGGAAAUGAGACGUUCAUUUUAAGUAAACUGGAGCUUGAGCUGUGAUAAAUCCAGACCGGGAUUUCGCUGGAGCUGUUGUCUCUCUCCCAGUUGCCGUGCCUCCACGUCCUUACAGCAAGAUGUGAGCUGGAUCUCUGUGGCUGACUGAUCAGGUUCCGCUUGCAGUGAUGCCCAUAUUACCAGUCAUCUGCCCAGUGCUCGGUACGGAAGGGACCCGUCCACAGUUUACUGCAAGCUGACUGUGUGUGUGAUUGUCAUUGUGUUCUGUUCAUCCACAGACAGAGGAAGGAACCCUGCUGCAGGAGGAAUGGUUUUCCAGCUCCGAAAGACGAAUAGUCUACAAUGGAAAAUAGAAUAUCUUUGCAAACCAAUCUUUGAAAAUGAUUUGUUGAUGCCAAGCAACUUGGAAAAAUGAUUAGGAUCUGGGGUACCACAUUUUGGGCCUCAUGCCUAAUUAUAACAUUCUUUUUCCUGUUGGUUACACUUCAGGUGAUGGUUGAACUGGGUAGAUUUGAAAAGCAGAAACAAAAACUCUCUCUUAUGCAAGAUGUUCGGCGAAAGAAACUGUCCCAUCCGUUACUGAAGGGGUUACCGAAAAACACAUUCCAUAGAAGCUCAGAACAUGGAGUGGGUAGCCACCCCAUCAUGCUUUGGUGGUCCCCAUUGACUGGUGAGAAUGGAAGACUGGGGAAGUGUGGAGAAGACAAGUGUUUUUUCACCAUAAAUAGAACGUAUCUGAAUAAUCCAGUGACAAGAGCUGUCCUAUUUUAUGGCACAGAUUUCAGCACAGGCAGCUUACCACUUCCACGUAAGUUUUAUCAUGAAUGGGCUUUAUUUCAUGAAGAGUCCCCAAAAAACAACUACAAACUGUUUCAUCAACCAACCAUAAGUAUGUUUAACCACACUGCUACAUUCAGCCGACAUUCCCAUUUGCCAUUGACAAGCCAAUAUCUGGAGGAUCUGCAGACCCUGACAUCUCUUGAGUACUUUGUACCUUUGCGAAAAAAGAAUGCUCUGAGAAGAAGGCUUGCUCCAGUAGUAUAUGUGCAGUCUGACUGUGAUCCCCCAUCAGAUCGGGAUACUUAUGUUAAAGAACUAAUGAAUUAUAUUGCUGUAGAUUCCUAUGGUGAGUGCUUGCAUAACAGAGACUUACCUCCACAAGUCAGCAACCCAUCUUUCAUGGAUGACACCCAGUUCUACAACAUACUUGCUCAGUACAAGUUCAUCCUUGCAUUUGAAAAUGCGGUUUGUGAGGAUUACAUAACUGAGAAGUUGUGGAGACCUCUUAAACUGGGGUCUAUUCCAGUAUAUUAUGGGGCCAGUAACAUUGAGGACUGGCUGCCAAGCAAUAAAAGUGUGAUCAUUGUUGACAGAUUUUCGCAUCCUCGAGAACUUGCACAAUACAUUAAGCACUUGGACCAAGAUGACAGACACUAUAUGGAAUUUUUAGAGUGGAAACUUCAAGGUCAUAUCAGCAACAAUCACUUAGUUACUGCCCUUAAAGACAGAACUUGGGGUGUGCAAGAUGUAACGCAGGACAACUACGUUGAUGCUUUUGAGUGCAUGGUGUGUAGAAGAGUGUGGGAUAACAUACGACUACAGGAAAAGGGUCUAAAUGUCAAGCAAUGGAAAGCUAAUUCAACGCACCUGACUUGUCCAGCCCCAGAAGCCUUUUCAUUCAGGCCAGAACUCACAACUAAGUCCACAAUGAGGCAAAUGUGGAAGCCUAGUUUUGAGCAAUCAAAAAAAGAAGCAGAAGCUCUCAGACUUUUGGUCGACAGGAACAGCAAUUUUACUUCUCAAGAGUAUUGGAAUCUUGUUUUCAGACAUUAGAGUUUUGUGGAUAGGGUUGUGGUGAAUCACAUAAUACACUGCUCAAAAAAAUAAAGGGAACACUUAAACAACACAUCCUAGAUCUGAAUGAAUGAAAUAUUCUUAUUAAAUACUUUGUUCUUUACAUAGUUGAAUGUGCUGACAACAAAAUCACACAAAAAUUAUCAAUGGAAAUCAAAUUUAUUAACCCAUGGAGGUCUGGAUUUGGAGUCACACUCAAAAUUAAAGUGGAAAAACACACUACAGGCUGAUUCAACUUUGAUGUAAUGUCCAUAAAACAAGUCAAAAUGAGGCUCAGUAGUGUGUGUGUGUGGCCUCCACGUGCCUGUAUGACCUCCCUACAAUGCCUGGGCAUGCUCCUGAUGAGUUGGUGGAUGGUCUCCUGAGGGAUCUCCUCUCAGACCUGGACUAGAGCAUCCGCCAACUCCUGGACAGUCUGUGGUGCAAUUGUUGGUGGAUGUUGUGGUGCAAAUGUUGGUGGAUGGAGCGAGACAUGAGGUCCCAGAUGUGCUCAAUUGGAUUCGGGUCUGGGGAACGGGCGGGCCAGUCCAUAGCAUCAAUGCCUUCGUCUUGCAGGAACUGCUGACACACUCCAGCCACAUGAGGUCUAGCAUUGUCUUGCAUUAGUAGGAACCCAGGGCCAACCGCACCAGCAUAUGGUCUCACAAGGGGUCUGAGGAUCUCAUCUCGGUACCUAAUGGCAGUCAGGCUUCCUCUGGUGAGCACAUGGAGGGCUGUGCGGCCCCCCCAAAGAAAUGCCACCCCACACCAUUACUGACCCACUGCCAAACCGGUCAUGCUGGAGGAUGUUGCAGGCAGCAGAACGUUCUCCUUGGCGUCUCCAGUCUCUGUCACGUCAUUCACAUGUGCUCAGUGAGAACCUGCUUUCAUCUGUGAAGAGCACAGGGCGCCAGUGGCGAAUUUGCCAAUCUUGGUGUUCUCUGGCAAAUGCCAAACGUCCUGCUCGGUGUUGGGCUGUAAGCACAACCCCCACCUGUGAACGUCGGACCCUCAUACCACCCUCAUGGAGUCUGUUUCGGAUCGUUUAAGUAGACACAUGCGCCUCCAUGCUCUGGACACUACGCUGACAGACACAGCAAACCUUCUUUCCACAGCUCGCAUUGAUGUGCCAUCCUGGAUGAGCUGCACUACCUGAGCCACUUGUGUGGGUUGUAAACUCCGUCUCAUGCUACCUCUAGAGUGAAAGCACCGCCAGCUUUCAAAAGUGACCAAAACAUCAGCCAGAAAGCAUAGGAGCUGAGAAGUGGUCUGUGGUCACCAUCUGCAGAACAACUCCUUGAUUGGGGGUGUCUUGCUAAUUGCCUAUAAUUUCCACCUGUUUUCUAUUCCAUUUGCACAACAGCAUGUGAAAUUGUCAAUCAGUGUUGCUUCCUAAGUGGACAGUUUGAUUUCACAGAAGUGUGAUUGACUUGGAGUUACAUUGUGUUGUUUAAGUGUUCCCUAUGUUUUUUUGAGCAGUGUAUGGAAAUGUAUUUUAUUCAUAUUGAAAUGUGUAAAAUAAAAAGAAAUAUGAAAUGUACUUAUGAGCCUUUCCAAGCCAUGUUUUUAACACUUUUAAAUGUUUGCAAUAUUUUGUUUGAUGUUGUGAAAAAUUACAUUAUAUGACAACUCCAUAAUA
Messenger RNA from Pseudophryne corroboree (corroboree frog), 3742 nucleotides. It is a transcript of the gene POFUT3, whose product is annotated as fucosyltransferase 10. Gene Ontology annotation, cellular component: Golgi membrane. NCBI's taxonomy places the organism in Eukaryota, Metazoa, Chordata, Amphibia, Anura, Myobatrachidae. The transcript has 5 exons. The record is from RefSeq and is a predicted model, not a curated record. Gene Ontology annotation, molecular function: alpha-(1->3)-fucosyltransferase activity. The coding region runs from base 682 to 2103 and encodes 473 amino acids.